Caenorhabditis remanei is the source of this 1026-nucleotide messenger RNA. RefSeq lists its product as uncharacterized. The coding region runs from base 1 to 1026 and encodes 341 amino acids. NCBI's taxonomy places the organism in Eukaryota, Metazoa, Nematoda, Chromadorea, Rhabditida, Rhabditidae. The transcript is spliced from 5 exons. The record is from RefSeq and is a predicted model, not a curated record.
AUGUGUGAAAUCGACGAACUGAAACAACAAUAUGGGGAUCACAGGCCUAUUUUGAUCAUAUUCUUAUUGUUCCUAUCGUUGCUGACCGUCUCCAUUUAUAUGAAUUGUCGUCUCAUCGUGAUUCUAUGUCAACGAUUCGCGAAAGAACAAGAGCUGACCUACUUCCCCAUGCUGAUGCUACUGAACAUCAUAUCAAUGAUCAACCAGCUCAUUUUGGCUGCUGGAUUGUUUCUACCAUUUGUUUCAAUUUCCGAAUGGCACGGAAUCAAGUAUCCCUUCAUCUAUGCACUGGUGACACCUUCAGAAAUAGCAGUGGCUGAUAUAAUUCUUUGUGCACAGAGAAUUUAUAUACACAAGUAUCCAACUGUAAUGGGAUCAUUUUCUCCGAAUAGAUGGGUCGGAAUAAUCGUAUUCGCAUUGUUCUCCUUCCCGGUUGGAUACGUUUCUUAUCAUGCUCAAGUGUAUACAAUGAUCUACGAAGAACAGAAAAGCUCAGCUCUGUUCACAUUUUUCUUGAUUGACACAAUAGGUAAAGGAGUAUGCGCACUGUUCUCUUUCAUCGGAUAUAUGACUAUUUACAUUUGGAGUAGAAGUAAUAAAUGUGCCGACUCAAUCAUCAGACAGGCAUUGCCAAUUGCAGGAUUUCAAUUGUUUACAAUCAUUGUUCAAUGUGGUCUUGAGUUGCAGCCUACCAAGAAGCUAGAUCCCAAAGAGCGAAUUUUCUUGGACAUUUGUUUUUCAACGGCAUGUAGUAUUGCCGUUCCUCUAUGCAUAAUGAUAGGAGAGAGUCACAAACGUGAAAUGUUCUACAGUAGUUUCUGGUGUUGUCACUGUUAUUGUCAACCGAGACCACCACCUCCGAAGACAAUUACAGAAGGAGGGAGUAGAGCAGAUAGACAGAAAAAGGAGGAAGAAGAGGCAAGAAAGGAAAGAAAGCGCGAACAAGAAGAACGAAGAAGAAGACAGAGAGAUGACAGAGAUAUUAAUUUUCAUAACUUAGAUGAUAGCUUUGAGAGUCAGCUAUAA